UAUGCCCCUCCCGCCGCAGAGCGGUGGUCUUGCGUCCCGACUGUGCGCGGCAGCCGGACCCGGCUGGAGGGCGGGCGGACCGGGCCCGUGGGGCUGCUGCUGGGCGAUCCCGCCGGGCUGCGGGCGGCGCCAUGGGCUCUCGUGUCCAGGCUGAGUCCCAGCCUUGCUGAGCCGGCCUCCCCUGGAGCUUCCUGCCACGGAAGCCGCCCAGCACUGACCAUGUCCAUCAUGGACCACAGCCCCACCACCGGUGUGGUCACCGUCAUCGUCAUCCUCAUUGCCAUCGCUGCCCUGGGGGCCUUGAUCCUGGGCUGCUGGUGCUACCUGCGGCUGCAGCGCAUCAGCCAGUCGGAGGACGAGGAGAGCAUCGUGGGGGAUGGCGAGACCAAGGAGCCCUUCCUGCUGGUGCAGUACUCGGCCAAGGGACCGUGCGUGGAGAGGAAGGCUAAGCUGACCCCCAACGGCCCGGAAGUGCACGGCUGAACGGGUGCAGAGGCUCCUGGGCCUGUGUACAGCCAGCCGAGAGGCGUGGGCAGGGGAACCACAGACAUGCUGCCGUUUCAGAGGAGGGGUUGACACUUGCUGGCAUGGCCUCGCCGGGAUUCGUCAUCGCAUGCACUGACUCCCAGGGUCCCGGCUGUCCCGAGCCAGGAGUCGGUGGCCCUGGGCAUUCCCUCAGUCUCCUGGUGGGGCUGCCCAUUGCAGGCAGUGGGCAGGCCUGACCUUGCGGGGGCUCACAGCCCCAUAGCGCUUUUGUUACUUGAAUGUUUAGCUGAGCCUGUUUUUAAUGGAGCUACUACUGUAAUGCGUGAACUCACAAACCUGUGAACUGUAAAUAGGCCCCAGAAGCACGUGCUUAAGCCUUUUUUGCUGAUUUUUAAAAAUAUCAGAUAGCGCACAUGGGACUGAGCGUACUGAUGAUGAGCUGAGCCCAGGCUGUGGGGGGGUCUUAGACAUGUAAGGCCCAAGUGGCACUUGGCAGGGGCCUCUAAUAUAUACGUGUGUGUAUGUAGAGGAUGUGACAUGUCAGUUUUAAGUUUCGGGGCUGACCUGUUGGGGUGCUUUGGUGAUUUCUGCUUGGUUAACAAUGGAUAGAAGAACCACGCCCCCCUCUUUCUCUAGGUAGGUUUGGUCUUUAAAUACCAGUUCCUGUUGAUAGUGGAGUUAUUGCAAGGAAGCUACUGCAGCUGCGUGGGAGCCAGUGAAGGACGAGUCAGGGCACGCGUCCCGAGGGCUGCCAGGCGUCCUAGUGGCAGAGCAGUUUCUUGUCCCUUUGGUCUUGAGCAUGCUGAGCACUCCCCGUCCCCAACCCACCCAGCAUUACUUAGCAGGCUACCUUUAUCUGAAACCCAACUGGCCCAGUUAAGGGAAAAUUGUGGGUUUUGUUUGUUGUAUUUAAUAUAUUCUGCACUGGAGGGGAGGGGUUGGGGACAUUGAAGUUCCCCCCACACCUUCCCUUUUCACAAAUUAGCUUCCUUUUCAUUACCAUCCACCUGCUGGGUACUAGAUUUCACUUUCUUCACUGGGUCACCUAGGAGAGUCCCCUGACCCACCGUAAGAGUACUGAGUGUGGUGGAAGGCAGGUUAUUUCUUGUGUGCAUGUGCACACAGAAGCUCCCUGAUGGCAUGUGCUUAGUGGGUACCUGGGGUGGGGGGAGAAUAUUUGAGGUUCAGGACUUGGUUUUCAAAAACAUGAGUUGGAGGCUCUUGGUGGGGCCAGCGCCCCCAGCCUGCAUCUCCAAGGUGUCCCUUGUGUAUACUUCAGUGAACUCGCUUAGAUUUUUAAUCCCACCACUGUAAGCACAUUCGAAACUAUUAUGAUUAAACGGACUUGUAUCAGCACCCUCGGUAGUGAGCUGGAGGCCAGCCCUGGCUUCACCUCGGACUUGAGUGGCCUCCCAGCACAAUGGACAGGGAGCUCCCAGGGGGCCCUCAGCUGUGCCAGCACCUCCACCCCCAACCCCAUCAGAGCCCUGGCCUCCUGGUCAGGAUGAAAGCGGCUCCUAUGGCCUCAUUCAAGUCUCCUCUAAAAAGCAUGUUGAACUAAUCUAUUUUCUAGAACACCAACAAGGGAGCUUAGGGAACAUUUAUUGUAGCAGCAUAUGCCUACAUUGGGGGUCAAACAUGAAGUAAUGGCUUGGCAGGGAGGGGUAGCUAGUUAAGAAAUUUGAACUGAAGACAAGAGGAAAUGUCUUUGCCCCUAACUGGGCAUGGCCAAGUGUAAGAGUUGGACUGGAGACCAGCAGAGGCCCGGCAGGCCAGGAAGCAGGGACAGAAGCUCCAAAGGUGCCAACCUGAAGAUCAGGGAGGUUUGCUUUGUAAUGAAGGGUGCGCAAGAAAAAUGUGGAAGGUGUGGGGGUGUUUGAUCCAUUCCCCUCGCAUUCCAGAACUUCCAAGCUUUCUACCUCUACUUUCCAGAGCCUGACCUUGAAAAUGACCAUCCCUUGACCGUCAGACUUGCCCUGAGGUUUUUACCAUGCCAGUGAAGUUUUGGGUUUGAAUUGAAAAAUCACUUUCUCCUUAGUUUCACUCCUGGAAGUUCUCUCUCUCACUCCCAAGCUGCCAGAGACAACAUCUCUGCAGCUUGAAUGCAUCCCAUCAGCGUGGUGGCAGUGCCGGGUGAGGGUCGCAGGCACAGUGGGGCACUCAUGGGGGCGUCUGAGGAAAGUGCAAGUGCCUGGAGAACUGGUGAUCAACUACAUAAUAGCUCUCACUGUUCUUAUUUAUCAAUAGCUACUUUUUUUUUUAGCAUAGACACCAGAGCCACACACUCAACUGGCUUAGUAAGUUAUGACCUCUCACUGAAUUCUUUCUGAAUAGCCCACUGUUGCGUUCAAGUUUUUUGACCAGUCAGUCAAGAAAUGGACCUUUCAUCCUGCAUGUCAUCACAGAAGCAACAGUCGGAGAACGGGGAGGGAACUGUGACACUGAGCCACUAACACAUGGACUAAUUUUUCAGACAAAUCUUCAAUUGGACUGUGCUACUGUUUCUGUCUCAAAGCUACCAAGUUUGUGCAAUAAGUGGGAGGGAUGUCAUCCCUGUUCAAUAAAAGUUGAAUGACAUUCAAAUUGAUUUUCUAGACCACUGAGAAAAUCUUUAUUUACAAUAAAUUUCAAUAAAAUUUGCAUAAAUAUAUUCCCAA
Rhinolophus ferrumequinum (greater horseshoe bat) is the source of this 3143-nucleotide messenger RNA. It is a transcript of the gene SNN, whose product is annotated as stannin. The record is from RefSeq and is a predicted model, not a curated record. Lineage: Eukaryota; Metazoa; Chordata; Mammalia; Chiroptera; Rhinolophidae. The transcript has 2 exons. Gene Ontology annotation, cellular component: mitochondrial outer membrane. Bases 220 to 483 code for a protein of 87 amino acids.